CGAGUGAUCUAUCCCCUCGACGAGUGGGAAAUUCUUCGCGAGCAAAUAGAAUAUGAAGAGGAACUGGGCCGAGGAGCGUUUGGCGUGGUUUACAAAGCAAUCCUUAGAGAAAGGAUUGGGAUAGAGGUGUUUAACACGGAGGUUUCAAAACGGACUUUGCUAUCCAGCAAGAAGGAGCCUAAGGUGGUCGCUGUAAAGGUCUUACAUGGUAAGAUAAGUAAUGGUAAUAGGACUAAGUGGGGUCCAAUUCGGUCUAGUCAUACGAGUGGUAAAACAAAAUCGGAUGACCGUGUGGCGAGAGUCUUAUUUGUUUCAUCACGGUGAUUACAGAUCGACUUGGACGACACGAAGUUGUUACCAACCAAUCAUAACUACAACAAAAUUUGUGAUCUUUUACUGCGCGUUUCACAAACAUGCGAACUCUUUAGUUCAUAAGCCGCCUUCAUAAUUACGUUUUUUGCUGCCGUCAAUCAUAAUUACGAUCACAAGCAACGAACCUUGAAGCACAGAAACACACAAAAUGGAUCGAAAUCCACCAAUCACAAAUCACAAAUCAUGACCUUUUGAACCCGUUAAAGUAAAGUUUUGUUUCCUAAGAGGUCCGUUAAGGUGACUGACGGUAGCGAAAAACGCAAUCGUCAGUUGGCUUUUGAACUUCACAAUUAUUAAUUCGCAUGUUUGUGAAAAGCGCAGUGAGCCUUUUUAAAAUUAGAACACAAGAUAUUCUGACAGUUUUUUGCUAGCAAUGAAAAUGCGUCCUAUCCAAUUACUUAUAGGGCGCUUUCCAUUCAACCCAAAAUUCCGGAAAUGUCGGUUGGUUCCGACCAGAAUAUUCGGGACCAGCUUUGAAGGUGAUCCACUUUGACCGGUCUGGUCAUUUCGGUCGGAAUUUUCCACUUUUUCCAGGAAUUUUCCAGUGGGACGAAUCGACGAAACGUGUUCCAUUUACUACCGAACCGGAAAUUCCGGAAAUUUUGACUAAACGGGAAAGCGCCCUUUGUCAAAAUUGUUGUCCCCAGUGCCGCUCUUUUGUAUCCUGCUUACAGGAACAAUAACCAAACACACGGUGGCUUAUAUCGGGUCUGUACAACCGGAAUGUACCGUUCCAAUGGGCACGUAGACUACGAGUAGUCCCCCAUUUUUCCUCAGGGAUAGUAGAGCCUGCGAAACGCGAGCGCGCGUGAAAAUCACCCCACGCGAGAAAAGGCAACACGCGGCGGGGAGAGAGAAAUAUGAGGGACUACAGACAAAGCCCAAGCUUUUGACCCUUCACGGCCGACUGAUUUUGGAGUGUGAAGUUCGUAUCCCCUUCCAAAUCAAUUAAGCACAUCCAAUGGGAUUCCUUCCCUUAUUGAGCUGUCAUUGCUCUUGUCAUCGGUAAACUGCAGGGGAUAUUUAUUGCAAGCAAAAGAAAACCCAGAUACUAAUUUUCUUCACGGCUGUUUCGCGUGAAGAACUUGAUAGUGUAGGCAACACACGACUUUUACUCAUGCCAAAAUGCUGCUUGUUCCAAUAAAUUUUUUUUCUCUGACGGGUAGAUUAUGCUCUGGAGGAAAACGUUUUGACUGAGCAAAUGUGAUUUUUGCCGCUUAUUUCAUACUGAGAGGUCGUGACACGCAUAUUAAUUUUCUGCGGUUAUUGUUUAUGGUCCGCAUGAUUUGCCCUCUGAUGCAAGAGAAUUUUCUUUGAUCUCCUUUGAAAAGUAAAGCUCUUCAAUGCGGCUCAAUAAGGGUUUUGGGUCGUGUAAUUUCUCCGGCGAUUGCCUCCUGGAUCUGAAUAAUUUUAAGCCAUUUUCUUUUUGGCCGUGAAUGUGACGGUUUCCUGCAAUGUUUUGUCACGGUGAGCCCAGCUCGUUAGGAUAUCCAAAUCUCGAAGAAUGGAUUUCAGCUUAAACUAAAACUACGUUAACUGUGGAGAACUGCGAUGUGACUCAGUCAUGACUGCUCAUGAAUUUUAACUGCCGCUUGCUUUUCUGGAGAUAAUGUGAGUCUUUGGACUGGAGCACGUAGUUCCUCCCUUGGUGAAAACUUUUGAAUUAACUUAACAGCCUUGAGACUGCUCUGUUAUUCUCUCGGUAUUCUCACUUUGUGAUCAGGCAAGACCAUGGUUUCGGUUCUCCACGCGAACCUCAUCAGUUGCCGGGUUGGCUUUUUGCUUAGUUGCUUCUACAAGAGCAACUCUACUUAUUUGUUCUGUGCUGUUAUUUGUUCUGCUCUAUUUAUUUGUUCUGUAAAUUGUGAUUAUGUCGAGUGUUGAUAGCGGCUGGCGCGUUUUUGACAGAUGUUGACAGAUUUCCAUGGAAGAGCUAAUCAGAGUUUUGCGUUGUGAGAGCAACGCAUUAGUUCAAAAGCUUUGGCUUUGUCUGUAGUCCCUCAUUUUUCUCUCUCCCCGCCGCGUGUCGCCUUUUCUCGCGUGGGGUGAUUUUCACGCGCGCUCGCGUUUCGCUCGCUCUACUGUCCUUGAGGAAAAAUGGGGGACUACUCGUAGUCUAAUGGGCACGUGGAAUUUCCGAAAUUUCAAACCAUGUUUUUUUUAAUAGCAUGACGUCCCUAAAAUUUAAACUAAAAAACUAUCGAUCCUACCGAGAUUUUUUUUUCACGAUGCAUUAGAGCAGCUAAAAACUAAUUUUCAGACAAGUUUUCGCUUCAAAAGGGUUCUUGGUUUUGUUAUAGAGUACGCUUGAUUUUCUAAGCUUUUUGCAUGCGUGACGCGGCAUUUACAUGACGGCCAAGACAGCUGUCAUGCAGGUUAAAAAAAUGACUUAUUUCAGGACAUUUUGCUAUCUAAACAGUUCAUGUAUUAGAAAAAGUAUUACUUUAAUGUUUAUGAGUUUCUCGAAGGAUAAUUCACACUUUUGUUGCAAAACUCGGCAACAGAUGUUACUGUGGGUUUCCGUCCGCCAUGUUGGAGCUCACCAGCAUGGCUUCUCCAUACAAGGUUCUAUAAGUUUGGGUAAAACAUUUCUUCGGAUAUCUUGUAUACGAAAUAUUCCUCUGACCUGAAUCUUGGCGAGGGUCUUUGUAUAUGUACCUCCUUUCAUUUUCCAGAUUCUGGACUUUAUCAGGCUAUCGAACGGUUUUGAUUUUUAUUUUGAUCUAUUUUGAAUGGCCUGACACUGAAAACCAGCAAUUAAUGCUUAAAUGAAGACGGCAGAUACCCAGUCUGAUUUGAGCAUUUUAAUAUUUAGUGGAGGAGGCGGCUCAGUUAGCUAAUGUAAUUGUUUUACUAUCUAUUAAAACAUCUUCAUUUCCAAUAAGACGUGUAUAUAUAUGUUUGCCUCGACUUAUACAUCUGUUUAUACUGACAGACAUUCUUCGAAAAGAAUUGGUUAUCCGUUGAGAAGCAUUUUUGUCGUUAAGGCAGUAGUUGGCAUAACAUGUGAAAUCUAGGCCACUUUCGAUAUUCUUAAAAUUCAGCAUGAUAGCGAGUCUCAGAGGACACAAACAAAGAAAAAGGAAUAAACCAUGAUUAUUCAUGUUUUUUCAUCAGAAUUUUAAUAUUAAUAUCGAAAGUGGCCUAUUUCUCCAGGGCCCAGUUGUUCGAAGGCCGAUUAGCGCUUAAUCCGGGGUUAACUUUAACCCGGGUUUCUUUUUCUUGUGUUCAAAAGCAUUUUCUCGGAUAGUUUUCUCGGUUAUUUUUAGAGAUUCCAAUCAUCAACUUGUAGACAAAAAGAAUUAAAACUGAAAUGCUUUUUAAGCUUUCAAAUCUGUAUUCAAAUCUUGCACUAACCCUGGGUUAUCUUAACACAGCUUUGAACAACUCGGCCCAGAUCUGCUAAGUUAAAAAACCGUUUAAAACUACAAUAAAAAUUACGUCCAAGGCUUUCCUAAAUAAAACUUUAGGAUUAAUGUUUCUUAAACUUAAUGGCAGUGAAUCGAGGCACCUAAAAAGUUAAAACUACGGCGAGCAAACUCCAGUUUCAACUUGGGCAGUUUUGCUGCCUUCCCAUUUUUUCUAGUGUUUAAAGACUUAUGGUGAAAUCGUUAAAAAUAGUUCCUAAAUGGGAAACAUGCAGUUCCAUUCUGAGGAGGCAGUCAAAUACAAAACAGUAAAACGUAUUUGUCAAUUAUUAAAAAUCGAAGAUCGCAGUUCUUCCGACUGCAUUUCGGAGAAAUGAUUUCGAGGCUCCGUUGUUGGUUUUGUGUAAAAUGCCAUUUCCCCAUAAGUAUUCUCUUCAGGCUAGGUAAAGCCGGGUGGCUGUGUAGCAAAAGGCAGACGUUUUUUUACGUGCGGAUUUGUUUCUCUGUUGUAGGGCUGUUUUCUUGUCGGCAAAUUUUACCUCAGUGGGGUACUUUCUAAAAAUAGUGGCAGGGUAGCCUCUUCCUAAUAUAACAGGCUAAAAUGAAAACGAAAUAUGAGAAAAAUUGUGGGGAACGGUGAGGAAUAUUUUUGGGGAAAAAGAGAACAUGGAGCACAAUUUCUGGGAACUUGGGAACUCUGUAAACGUGAAUUUCGGGGAACAUCUUAAUUUAGUUUUGAGGAAGAAGGGAACAACUGUAAAUUUUCAUAGGGAACAAGGGAACAUGCACCAAGCCCCCCCUCGGGAGGCCCUCUACAUCCGCCAGGAUACAAGAGAACUACUCAAUUUCUUAAAGACUAAUCCUCAUUUCUAAGUCAAAGCCCAGGACAAAGUUGUUACUGAUUACGGUUAAACGAGCUAUAGCCACGCAGUUUCUAAACAAUCUUAUCAUAAUUUACGUUCUUGGCUUGGAAAAGGUUCAUUUAAUCACAAGAUGAACAAUCAUGACUCCACCCUUCACAUUGCUUCAACUGUGCAUGGCUAUAUUAAGUCACAACUAGACGUCGAAUUAAACAACAAGGACCGCUAACGUAUUCGAAAAUGUUUAGAUAAUCCUAGUGCGGAGCAGAAAGAAGAGUUCAAGUUUGAGAUCGAGCAGAUGAAGCUGUUGGGAUCACAUCCGAAUGUCGUUUCCUUGGUUGGAUGCUGCACGCUUCAGGAUGAGAAGUUUCUAGUGAUCGAGUAUGUUCCGUUUGGAGACCUGCUAACGUGGCUACGUUCUGAAAGGAAAAGGGUAAGGAAAUGAGAAAAAAAAUCAAUUUACUUUAAACAAGCGACACUGAGAAGAAAGCAAAACGAAUGAGUAAAUAAAUCAAGUGUUAAAUGUAGAUUACCACAUUUCGGCACUUAAACAAAGAAAAAAACAACAAAAAACACACAUACAUAGUUGCAUACAAAACGUAAUUUCCAAAAAUGGGUUUCUAGCUUCAAGUUUUCGUUUCUGAACGUUUUGGAGCUAUAAUGAGGGACAUUCUUGAAGUGUUGAGAUACUUUUAUAAAAUGGCUCUUUUUUGCAUAGCGGACAAUCUCCAGUACCCCAACCCUCCCCCAAUGCUGUAUUUUAAACCCUCAAAUCUUUCUCCAACUUUGGACAACAGUACAUACACGCAUACAUUUAUUCAUGACACAUCCCAUCUGGGGCUCUUCAGUGAUCAAAUAGGAUUACAAACUUAUAAAUUUACAGGAUUACUUAUAAAUCGAGCGACGAUCUACAUUUAUAAGAUGAAUGAAUGAAUGAAACAGUUGAAAAAAACGCCCGUUUUAGACUAGUGUGUCAGAUACUUUUGUCACCGAUUGUACUAAGGUCAAUAAGCUUGGACACAUUUAUGUACAUUUGUUGCCAUGAGAACAGGAUUUGACGCUACAGUUAGCAUGAGUGCAGGUAAUUGAAAACCACAACAGCGAGAUGUACUCAUUUUUUGAUGUGGGUGAAUUUUUAGGUCUACAUUCACCAAGCCUCCAAGAAAAUAUACGACAACAAAGAAGAUUUGAAAGAUGAAGGGGACGCCAAACAUCAGGUAGGUGUAAAAUAAUCACAUGCUUUGAUACCACCAAGAAACAUGUCUAAAAGGACAACAAAACGGUUUUUGCGAACAGAUGUGGGCAGUUUUUUGAGUGCCAUAUAAAGAUCAUUUUCGCAUGCAUCUCUACCCCACAGCACCCUUUCUUUUGGCCUUUCUUUCAAUCAUCUAUUUAUGCACAUAUUGUAAGAGCAUAAAAGCCAACGAUUAUGGCAUGACAUUUUCGAGUGCAACAUUAGCCAGGCUAUCAUCAAACCUCAAAUAACAUUCUAUCCAACAAUGCUUUGGAUCGAAACCCACAAACAACCACGGUGGUAAAAAUAGUCCGACUCAGUAAAUCGACACUAUCGCCUGAUGAACUGACCUGUAGUGUGCGGUUGAAACGUCGCGAUCAAAAUCAAAGUGACAAUCGUGACAUACACGAUAAACUAAACCCUUUACGCACAUUAUUCACGAUGAUUAAUAUCUGUCAUGACAUAUUCCUUUCGUUCAGUUUCUUAAUAUUUGACUAUAUCUUUUUUCAUUCUGUACAAUUUAGGAUUUUCACUUGUUCUCACUACUUUGUGACUCUCAAGUCUGAGACUUUCAAAGGUUUACUAGACAAUAAGGGCCAAAUAUUUAAACGAAGUCUAACUUAAGCCACGGUGAAACUGCAAUAAGCGUAGUCUCUUGGCCUUUAAUAACAACACCACAAACCAAAUUCGAAUGAAGAUUUAUUGUAACCGACGAGCUUAAUUGGUACUUGAAAUAAAAUGCGUGGCACAAAGAGUGCGGAUACAAACGGCGUGGGUUGAAACCCAAAACAGUAAAAGAGUAAAAAGGUAUACAAUUUGCGACUAAGGAAAAUCAGAAUGUAUAAAUAACAAAAACCGCAAAAACGAGGACUGUGAAGUACCCUUACAUUAUUUCGGCCAGGGAAAACUGCUGUGAAGCGGACUGCGAAUAACGCGAAGAGACCUGCAAGAACUGUAAACAGAACUGCGCUUAGCGCGGACCAAAAUAAACUGCAUAAACUGUACUGAAAAACUACGACAUGAAAAAUACGCUACAACAUGCGGAAAAUAAAACUAUACAAAACUUAGAAAGUCGCUAAUGAAGAUGAAACAACAAAGAAACGGUAACGAGGGGGCAAAAAAAUGACAGAAAGGAGUAAAAACGAAAAUUUACGAAAAAUAAACUAAACAAAAGGACGAAAAGAAGUAUAAACUAAUUAGCGUACGCAACGGAAAAACAAACGACGCUAUUUAAGGGAAUAAUAGAAAAAAUGUUUCACUUGGAUCUUACACGCGGUUUAACGAAUCUUUGAACCUCCCUGAUCUUCUCUUUGGUGGGUUGAUUUAAGAAGAUAAAUGCUUGUCUAGUCUUCUCUAUAUUCUUUAGGCUUUCAUAGAACUGGUUACAAUAACUGAUGGUUAGAUAACAUGGUUGGGCAAAUUGAAAAUGACUUAGAACGAGGUUUUUUUUUAACAAUGGCUAAACUACGUUUAAAUAUUUGGCCCAAAUUGUAUUGGGUUUCACAAACUUAACUAUGUAACUUGCCUUAACGUACUUUUGAGCAUCUAUGGGAAAAAGCGCUAUUUUAAUAGCGCUUUUUCCCAUAAUAAUGAUAACAAUAAUCGUCAUAAUUUAAAAAUUAUGACGAUUAUUGUUAUCAUUAUCGGCAUUAGUAUUUUUAUUGUUGUUAUUAUUGUUAUUUUUUAUUAAUUUAAAUUAUUUAUUUUUCCAAGCAUACUCGGUGGUUGUAAAAUAAAAAAACAUUAAAAUCUUCUUAAUGAUAUAUGAAAUAAAUCAUAUAUGAACUGCGGAAAUGAAAUGAAGAUGAAGAAAUGAUCGUCGCAGUGAACGCAAUUUGUGCAAUUGCGUAAAGAAGCCUGAAAAAAAAUCAGGACUUCAACGGGGUUUGAACCCGUGACCUCGCAAUACCGGUGCGAUGCUCUAUUAACUGAGCUAUGAAGCCACUGACGUUGGGAGCAGGUCAAUUGUGGGUUCAUAUGUUCCCGUGAGAGAAAUGAGUGUUAAUGAUAUAUGAAAUAAAUCAUAUAUGAACUGCGGAAAUGAAAUGAAGAUGAAGAAAUGAUCGUCGCAGUGAACGAAAUUUAUGCAAUUGCGUAAAGAAGCCUGAAAAAAAAGGACUUCAACGAGGUUUGAACCCGUGACCUCGCGAUACCGGUGCGAUGCUCUACCAACUGAGCUAUGAAGCCACUGACGUUGGGAGCAGGUCAAUUGUGGGUUCAUAUGUUCCCGUAAAAGAACGUCAGUGGCUUCAUAGCUCAGUUGGUGGAGCGUGGCACCGAUAUCGCGAGGUCACGGGUUCAAACCCCGUUGAAGUCCUGAAUUUUUUUCAGGCUUCUUUACGCAAUUGCAUAAAUUGCGUUCACUGCGACGAUCAUUUCUUCAUCUUCAUUACAAUCUUUGUUUAUUUCUCUCUAAGGUGACAGGUAAAGAAGACAAAAAACAAAUUAGCCUGGAAUUCAUAUCGAUAAUACAAGAUGACGAUGAGGAUAAGAUGGUGUGUGAGAAUGUAAAGAAAGAGCAGGUACAAGCAAACAUGGAAAUGAUUCCAUUGUUACAAGAUAACAAUGAGGUCGUCAAAGAGGGCGUGGUGUUGAAUUCUCCGAAUCUCUCUGACGUAAGAAGGAAAUACCAAAAUCGUUAACAUUUUUUAACCUUUUUCUUUUUUAUUUAUUUUAUUAACAAUUUGUUAUAUCACGCACACAAAAAGCAAAAAAACAAAAAACAAUACAAAACAAAUAAAUAAAUGAAUGAAAGAAAGAAAGAAAAAAAUAAGGAAAAGGGAAAGAAAUAGUGCAUAGUGUAAAAAAGUAAUAAAAAGCGGAGUAACAUGCUUUAAGCAUUGUUGACUAACUACCUACAUUUAACAUAGACUGGAAAAGAAUCGGUAAACACUGAAGGAAUAAGCUGCAGGUGUCCGGGGUAAGAGAGCUAGUUUUUUGAUAGGAAGAAAAAGGUAUUUAAAGUAGAAUUUCAUAAGGAAGUCCCACUUUUUUUAGUAGAUCAACGGUUUAAUUCAUAAGAAAGGUUUAGUUGUUUAAAAAAAACCUCCUCUAGAUUUAGUUCCGAUUUCCUCUUUUUACAGAUACAUAUAUAUUAUCUUGCUAAAAAAAAAGUGAAAUUAAUUUGAUGUUGACUUUUUGAAGAGUCAGGCUUAAGACCAGCUGCUACUUACACGUUCGGUUUUAUACCGAGUAGGCAAAACCUCGAAAGAAUGAGUCGUGAUAUUAACUCUCCAAAAACGCAGCUGAAAAAAGGAGACUCUAAUGGCAAAACCAGAAAAGAUACACAAGCCCUUCUUAACCAUCUCUACAGAAACAGCAAUUAGAAUUAUUUUCUAGUCCAAUUUUCGUCCGAACGUCAUUAGUGGCAAUCCUUCUAUAUGGAGAAACUUAAACUGGAACUCCAUCACUCGUGUUCUUUUGGUGUAUUAGGAUGUUAUGGUGACUGCCUUAGACCAUAGGGGUUGAACGCUCAUAAUCUGAAGUUCAUUGAAGUCCAUAAUCCAUUUAUGUUGACUAGUAAACUAGUCGAUUGCUAAGGAAUUUUAUCAUUUUAGAAGAGAAACUAUUAUAAACAGUACUUUUUGUAACACUGUUUCGACAAGUGUUCUAAAGGGCUUUUAUUGAAGUUAUCAGUCCCAAUUACUUGAACGGACAGACUUGGGCUCUUUCUUUUAAGUCUGAAAAUCGUUCCAACUAGAAAAUUAUUCGAUUUAUCUUUUAAGUGUUCAACUUUGGUCACCCCUUUGCCAGGAACCAAUCGGGGCAAAAACUUUGGCGGUCAUUUUAUCCUUAUCAUUGAAUUGUGCCAAAUGUUUUGCUCAACAAAUUGUAUUUCACUUGUCAUUUGGCUGUCGAAACAGAAGGGGGUAACUCUAUUGUUUUCCACCUAAGUGUCUUGAACCACUCUGCUUGCCAGUAUGACGUCACGUAGUAACGAGCAAGAGGCUCGGGUCGCUUGUGCAAAUUAGCAAGGGAUACGACAGUUAUGUGGACGAGCGAGGUCUAGGAAAAGCUAAGAAGCAAGCAAAUAUCGCUAUAUGUCGCUUAUUUGAUCGAAUGUGUGUGAGCUUUGGUGCAUGCUAUAAUCUGCUUGUGUAAACAAUUUUGAUAUUUGUGUCCGUGAUUGUAUAAUUUUGUUAAUUUGUUUGCUGGCCGUGUUGCGGGAUCGCCAUCUAUUUCACGGGACCGACAAGGUCAUCAAAACUUUUUUUUUCUCUAAAAUAGGCAAGGUUUAGUCUCCAGAAUAGGAGGUUCCAUUCACAGAUCACACAUGUCUAUAUCUCAUCUAGAUUCUUUUGCUAAUUAAACGGGCCUAACUUCAUAUCAUUCCUUUCGAGUGUGUGCCUCUGUUGAUCUCCUAAGUCUCCACAAAUUCAGUAAAGCUAGUUCGAUCGAUCAUCUACAUCGAGGUCGGCCCGUUGUACCCGAAAUAAUGCGAAAUAGCUUUGAAAUACGCGCUUAAGCUAAUUUUCCUCAAACGUAUAUUUGAAUUCAUGAUAGAUACAGCUCCACCAGCUUCAAACCGCGUCUAUGGCAGAGAAAAAUUGUUUGGAUAUGACAAAAUUAAUUUUUCAGAUCAUGUGUGUCAUUGUGGUGCAGAGGUCAGGAGUUACUUGCUCCAGCAGAUAAACCGGGUUCGACUCCCGGCGACGCUGUUUUCUGUUUCUUUGUACUUUUUUUUCUGUUUGGUCUCUUUUUUAAACACUAUUUUUCCUUUUGGCCUUUUUUUCUUUAUUCUUACUGCUGAACCCACUGGUCAUGCACUUGGAUCAAUAUAUAUUUUAAGCUCAAGUCCGGAGUUUUAUUUUGGAAAAGGGAUUUCAAAAGCUCUUGAUCUGCAUACUGGCCAAGCUUACGACCAGAAAAAAACCACAAGCUCUCAAGACAUGUCUCUCGUCUGAAACAGCUGAAUUUUUUUCAAUGUUAGUUGACAUCGUGACAAACAACACACAGUACACCACAAAGUGUACUAAUUUACACCCAACACCUACCAGUGGUGACCCACUGGCGAAAGUUAAUAUCCUUUUGUACAUCGUGUUAAUCAUCAGUCUUAUUACCCUUAAAUCUCCACUGGGUUUGCCCCCCAAAAAUAAUUCAACGAAACCUUUUAUUGGGUUUCGGGCUUUAAUUGCAGAAUUACAGGUUUAUGCCCAAUACAGUAUUAAAAUGCGGUAAAGCAACAAGAUUCAAUGCUCACAGUCUCUCACAAAUACCUGUCAUUUAGCUUCCUCUUUCAACGCUACAGGUAAGCGAACUUUGAGAGGAAUGGUAUGGGGUUCCACUAGCUCCGAAGAACUGAAAAUACGCACAAUGUAAAGUAUAAUACAUCCUUUGAUGAACCUCCUAUUGCUGUGUCUAAACUCCUCAAUCUUGCUGUUCACUGGCCCUCAAAAGUGUGACCGGUCGGUAUGAUUGCUCGUAAAAUUUGCUCGACAUUUUGAAAGUCACUGACGCGAGACGUGACGUCAUACUAGCAGGCAGACUGUAUCACAGAUUUUCCUUUGAGACACCUCCCCCACCCCCUCCCCUCUGCUUCUGCCCAAAUAGUAACUACUUCUUUGAUGAAACAUUUUGUUUGAGAAAACGGCUAAUGUACUUUGUUUAUAUAUCAGGGGCCCCCUUCAAUGACCAAAUGUUUUAGAAGCCUGUUUGGUUAAUUUUGAGCUGCCCUAAGAAUGACUGAUUUAUCUGUUAGGAUGUCUCAUAGGGAACUUUGGCCUUUUUUAACUUUUCAACAGAAAAUUCUAGUAGAAAAUUCUAGAGUGGUAUUCCUUCGUUUUUUUUUUUAAAUGAAGGAAGUGAACAAAGCUGAUUUCCUUUGUUUAUACCUUAUACCUCUAAUCUGGUACAUACUGGCUGUAAGUACAUGUCAUCUUACAAUAGCACUAGCCAUGAUUACAACUUUCAAGAGCGCCGCACUACCUUCAAAUUUCUUCGAAACUUCUUCGUUGCGCGUGUCUCGCGUUCUUCACUCGCUUCGCGCUUGCCUUCCUUCACCCGAAAAACGCGAACAAAUAAAGCCUGUACUUUCUCCGGUUAAUCUUGAGGCGUUGAAUUUUAUUUUAUCUGUUUCGUGUAAGGGAUUAAAAGAGUCUAGAAGAGAACCUAUAGACAUGUCAAAUAUCCCACCAGUGGAUAGUCAGCACGCUGCUGCCACGCCCCUACUCCUCGACGAAGAUCCAGAUGACGAGGAGGAAAGCUUUUCUACUCAACAACUGUUUAAAUUUGCUUGGCAAAUAGCAAAGGGAAUGGUAGGUAUUAUUCCUUUCGAUUAGAUUACAACGAUCCAGCUAUUGACUAUCGCACCAGAGAAUGCUAGCGUACUUCGACCUAUGUGAGGUAAUCUGGAUUCCUGAAUCCGAGAAAUUUUUGUUUGUGUUAUCCGGAAUCCUGGGCGUUGGAAUCCGUAAGAAGGUCAAGGAAUCCGGAAUCCCGCUGACGAUUGGAAUCAAGGGCCCGGUUCCUGAAAGGUCAAUCAGAGCUAAUCCAGGAUGAAAAUUUUGUUCACUUAAUUUUUGUAUUCAGUACCUAAUGAUCCUGUGUAUUGCGAAGAGGAACAUUUUGUGUUAUCAUUACUGUAUCUCGAAGUAAGGGCUCAACAGUAUUUUUUAAGCUCGAAUUGCGUGUCCUUAGCUAGAAAAGAAAAUCUUGCUCAAAAAUUGUAUUGAUCCUGGGUUAAACAUAACCAUGUUUCGAGGAACUGGGCCGUGAUGAGCAUGAUCAUGAGCUCUUCCUUCUCUUAAUUUUUUGUCAUGAUCCAGUGGUAAUGGUUUAAUUCUCUUUCUCAAUUUCUGUAAUUAGAAUCAUCUCGCCGAAAAAAGUCUUGUUCAUAGAGACCUUGCAGCUCGCAAUAUCCUCGUUGGAUAUGACAAUCGAGUGAAAGUGUCUGAUUUUGGGUUGAUGCGACAAAUCUAUCAAGAUGUGAAUAACUCAGAAAAAUCCAAGAAACUUCCUGUUAAAUGGAUGGCUCCAGAAUCACUUUACAAUGGCACUUUUACCAUCAAGAGCGACGUGUGAGCAAAAAUUUUCAAUUAAAACAUAGGUGACAUAGAAUGCAUUAGCUUAGAUAGCCUUUUAGUAAUAUUACAGGGAGCUCAGGCUCAUAACAGCCUCCUGAUGAAACCAAAUUAAAAUGAUUAUUUUAAUUAUGGGAGUUUAUUGUAAGUUCGAUUAAACGGUUAAAUGUAUUUAAACAGUCUCAUUGAAGUGUACGAUAGACUCACAAAGAAGUGUCUCUUGUUGUGUUGUUUUCUUGUUACCGUUUCCUGCCCUAAGAAAGUUAGGAAAGUGUAUGGAAACAACACAGAGAACCUUUUCUUUUAUAGAUAUCCGUGAAACCAUGGAUUGACCAUUUUCAUUCUUGGUCUUAACUUACCUGAGUGAUCGUGGUUAACCAUGUUAAUUCAUGCAUGUUUUUCAUUCAAUCCUGCUUCCAAUUCAUGACCACGUUUGGCCAUGUUAAAACAUGACUUUUUAGCGAUGGUGUUCUGUCGUAAUUUGUAAUAAUUUUUGUAAUUUUUAAUAGCUGUCGUAAUUUGUAGUACCACCUGUCCCAAGGUGUAAGAACUUUGUCCUAAUUUGUAACAACACUUUGUCGUAAUUUUUUAUUUUUAGCAAAGCUAAACGUAAUUUGUGAUAACUUUUUCGCGAUUUGAAAUAAUAAGCAUUUUUGAUACUUUUAAAUACAAAGGCUUGUUUUUCGAGUGGUUUAUGAUCGCCAAGGAAACAGUACAAGGUUGAUAAAAAAAACCCGCUCUUCUUUUAGGAACCUGUUAACUUUUUGAAAUAAAAAUUUUGCAUUAAAAAACGAAUAAGGGUAAUCUGAGCAAGCGAUCUCAGACUCCAAUCCCUGCUUAUAUCAGAGAGCAGUUUGACCAUGGUUGACCAUAGCAGUGCAAUUUAACGUUCAUGGUUGACCAUGGUCAAAUAAUGGUUAUAUGAAUGCCACACCAACGGUAGACUAUGGGUGGAAACCGUGUUUAGCCAUGGUAAAACCAUGGUUGAACAUGGUCUAAACAUGGUUCUUUCGCCGGGGUAAAAAAUGAAAUAUGUACACUUUAAUGACUGUUUAUGUGUGUUAAAUCGUUUUAUUGAACUUAAUGACGAUAAAUAUUAAUUCCCAUACAAAUCCUUAAAAUUUGGCUACAAAGUGGCUGUUGUGAGCCUCAGACGCUCUGUGGUGAUACGUUCUUAUCCCCAAGGGCCACAUGAUGUGUGUGCAACUUUUUUCUAAGUUAUCAAACAUCAAAAAAUUUUAUUAACACUGAAUACUGUGCUUGAAACAAGUAUUUUACCAUUAUAUCUAUGAGCUGAUUUAUCAUUAACAGCCUUUGUUGUUUUCUCUCAUAGCUGGUCUUACGGUGUCCUCUUGUGGGAAAUGGCAACAUUAGGUAAUGAAUAUUUCAGUAUCUAUUUACUCAUUACAACUGCUUUCUGUGAAUUAGCCUGCGUGUCGACAGGCGUUCGAUAGGGAAAGGAAAAGGGGAAUAAUUUUCUCGUUCCAAAUUCUCCGUUAACUUACUUUUCAUCUUUUUAUGAAUAACUGUUUUUGUUUUUCUUCUGUGAAAUUUAGGAGGAGUGCCAUAUCCCACACUGACCAACACAGAGCUGUAUCGGCUGCUCACCUCCGGUUAUCGUAUGGAGAAGCCUGACAUGUGCUCCGAUGAAGUGUAA
This is a messenger RNA of Porites lobata, 14510 nucleotides long. Lineage: Eukaryota; Metazoa; Cnidaria; Anthozoa; Scleractinia; Poritidae. The record is from the annotation of a GenBank genome assembly.